Lemur catta (Ring-tailed lemur) is the source of this 2040-nucleotide messenger RNA. It is a transcript of the gene TMEM254, whose product is annotated as transmembrane protein 254. Bases 59 to 433 code for a protein of 124 amino acids. The transcript has 4 exons. The record is from RefSeq and is a predicted model, not a curated record. NCBI's taxonomy places the organism in Eukaryota, Metazoa, Chordata, Mammalia, Primates, Lemuridae.
CCCGCGUCCGCGCGCCCGCGCGCGCCCGCCCGCGCAUUCCCGCAGAAGUGCUGCGGCCAUGGCGACGGCGGCGGGCGGUGCGGCCUACUUCCAGAGGGGCAGUCUGUUCUGGUUCACGGUCAUCAUCCUGUCUUUUGGCUACUACACAUGGGUUGUCUUCUGGCCUCAGAGUAUCCCUUAUCAGAGCCUCGGACCUCUGGGCCCCUUCACUCAGUACUUGGUAGACCACCAUCACACCCUCCUGCACAAUGGGUAUUGGCUUGCCUGGCUGAUUCACGUGGGAGAGUCCUUGUAUGCCAUGGUAUUGUGCAAGUAUAAAGGCAUCACAGAUGGUCGGGCUCGGCUACUCUGGUUCCUACAGACUUUCAUAUUCGGGAUAGCGUCUCUCUCCAUCUUGAUUGCUUACAGAUCAAAGCGCCGAAAACAAACUUAAAGAAGAUAUUCAAAAGCUUUCUUACACUUUUAUAUUCAACCUCAUCUUUUAUGGUGGGGGUUGGGAGCGGGGUGGCAGGGAGGCAGUGUUUACUCAGUGAUCUUCCUACUUUCUAGAGAAUAUCUGCCCUUCAAAGCUAUUUAAGAACCACUAGUUAGUCAUCUUUCUUUUAUAUGGUCUAGUUGAGCUUAAUCGACCAGUGUUUACUUCAGAAAGAAAUAGGAAAUGAUUUUAGCUUUCCAUUUCGGCAGACUGACCUAUUUGGCUGAGGGCUUCCACCUACCUUCUUGAGGUCCUUGGCUGUUUUGGGUGAUCUCUGGUUAUCUGGCUGAGCUACAUACUAAAUUUACUUGUCAGCAAAACACCUUACCCUCACUACCACCAUCUUACCUCUCCUUUCCCCCAAUUUUUUCCACCUUUCUGGACCAAGUGACACUUCCACAACACAUAAAUUCCAUGCAUUUGUUAGGUACCUGUGGAGGCAGGAUCCUUUCUCGAACUACAGAAAAAGAUCAGGAGGAUGAGCAAGUGCCCGGCACAGGGCAGGCUGAGCAAUGACACAGGCACAGGAGGACAUGCUGGGAACCAAGAGGAGAGGACUGGGGAGUGCCCUGCCUGGUGCUGCCAGCCAGAAGUGAUCCUUCCGUCCACAGGGCCCCAGGGACAGAGUGCUCUGUCGUGUGCAAGGCUCUGAUGGCACUGCCAGAUUGCUCCUUCAGCUCAGGGCCACAUCUUAAACAGCUUUUCCCUUCAGCACCUGUCCCACUGCCUUGCACACAGGGGCUCCAUCAGUGUUGAACAAAGGAGGGAAACCAGUUUUGCUUUCCACUUGUUCAGUAUCAUUCCAAUUUUUAUGUGAAAAUUGCACAACCCGUUUUGUGUUCCUUCAUCUCAAAAGAAAAGCACAAGACUGACUUUAAUUGGUACCACCUUUCUGUGGGUAUCAUUUUUACACUUUCCUAUUCAUGGUUACUUUCUCUGAACACUAGGUGUCUCCCUCCAGCUCUGACUCACUCAGGUAGACAAACAUUCCUGUUUUAGAGAUUCUAGCCCAUUGGUUCCCCUGCGAGUCACUACCUCUCCCAUUCACCUGGUUAUACCUCAUUACUGCAGACAGGUUGGGGAGGCAGGAUUAUUGACUCUGUCCCCUUAUCCUGGCAGAGUGACCCCUGCAAGCCAUUUGGGCUCCUUCCCUGGAGGACUGCUUACUUGUUCUCUGCAAACUAGUACUCAUUUCUGUGAUACAGCAGGGCAGGUUAUUUGUAUUCUACAAACAUUUAUGAGAAACAAGCCCCUUCCCAAAAUAGAGCCCCCAAGUAAAAGUACAACCCUGAAAGAUUAUGGACUAUGAAUUGUUUCUAGUGGAGAUAAAUUUCUGCAAAUAUAUUUCAGUUUUUCCCUCAGUUUCUCUUGUGAUUAAGAUACUGCUUUGUGGUAGGGAAAAAGAUUUUUGACCAUGGAGUUAAACGUGAUGGAAAUUCAACCCAGAUUUUUUAAAAACAUGGUCCUCUCCAAAGGGAAAUAACAAUGACAGUGGUGCUGGGAGCAAUAUGGAAGAUUAUUGAACAAAAUGGAUUAACUUGAAUAAAAUUCUGUGAAUUGUCUCA